UUUGUCACUUGAGGCAGAACCCACCUGAAGACAGCCAAGAUGAAAGUCAAAGACAUGACAUUCAAGGAGGGGCAGGAGUUCAAGAUCCGCAUCAAGCCCAAGGACGACUGCUGCUCCUUUGCCAUCAACAUCGGUCAUGACUCUGACAACAUCGCCCUGCACUUCAACCCUCGUUUCGACAGCGGCGGUGACUACAACACCAUCGUCUUCAACUCCUUAUCAGGGGGAUGCUGGGGUGACGAGCAGCGUGAGGAAAACUUCCCCUUCCAACGUGGGGAGGAGUGCAAGUUUUACAUCAACUUCAACAACGAGCAGUUUUACAUCAAGCUUCCUGACGGCUGCAUGGUGAACUUCCCCAACCGAAUGGGAGACGUGAAGUACAAGUACUUCGAUGUCAGCGGUGAGGCGAGGAUCGUCGGCAUCAAGAUCAAGUAGAGGGUGAACUCUUGUUGACUCUUUAACCUGUCCGCCUUUUCUUCGUUGCUGAAAUAGUCUGUUUUACAUUACUGAGCCCAGGCCUGAUUAUUCAUCUUUUCUUCUGGUAUAAACCAACAAGGAGCAAUGAUGUUGUAAUAAGAGAAAACGGCCUAAAGAUGGAGCCACAGCACAUCUUGUGUCUGUCUGUGAUCUUAGCAUUCACUGAGUUUCUGA
Messenger RNA from Plectropomus leopardus (leopard coralgrouper), 651 nucleotides. RefSeq names its product galectin 2b (gene lgals2b). NCBI's taxonomy places the organism in Eukaryota, Metazoa, Chordata, Actinopteri, Perciformes, Serranidae. The record is from RefSeq and is a predicted model, not a curated record. Gene Ontology annotation, molecular function: carbohydrate binding; galactoside binding; laminin binding.